AUGUUUUGCGUGUUGUACACUACAUUUGAACGUACAAAGUACACUACAUUUCUCUCGGUUCAGACAGUUGCUACGUUUCUUGUUGUUAUAUAUCAUGGCGACGAUACCAAAGAAGACCCUUCGCUCGAUACCAAAGACGAUCCUUCGCACCCUCAUGCAGGAGACGCAUGGGCGUUCCCUCUCACCACCGCUCCUUCCUACGACUAUACGCUAGCCCAGGCGAAUCGGUGA
Schizophyllum commune H4-8 is the source of this 231-nucleotide messenger RNA. RefSeq lists its product as uncharacterized. The record is from RefSeq and is a predicted model, not a curated record. Bases 1 to 231 code for a protein of 76 amino acids. NCBI's taxonomy places the organism in Eukaryota, Fungi, Basidiomycota, Agaricomycetes, Agaricales, Schizophyllaceae. The transcript has a single exon.